Messenger RNA from Thalassophryne amazonica, 1828 nucleotides. It is a transcript of the gene calcrl2, whose product is annotated as calcitonin receptor-like 2. The record is from RefSeq and is a predicted model, not a curated record. Gene Ontology annotation, molecular function: calcitonin receptor activity; calcitonin gene-related peptide receptor activity; adrenomedullin receptor activity. The transcript has 13 exons. Lineage: Eukaryota; Metazoa; Chordata; Actinopteri; Batrachoidiformes; Batrachoididae. Gene Ontology annotation, cellular component: plasma membrane. Bases 164 to 1738 code for a protein of 524 amino acids. Gene Ontology annotation, biological process: adenylate cyclase-activating G protein-coupled receptor signaling pathway; cell surface receptor signaling pathway; angiogenesis.
UUACGCUGUCAAAUCCUCUGUUGUUCUUGUUAAUGUUUUAUUGUGAAGUGCUGAGCGGAAGCUGUGCCUUUGUUGCUGCGUGUGACUUGACCGCCGUGAAUGAGUGGCCGUGGUUGCUCAGUGUUGACAGCAUGAGACAUUUGUCCACUCGGUUCGUGCAAACAUGGGUAUAUUUGGAAGAAAAAACAGUCUGACAGCUCAGACAAAGAAAGAACUGAGAAAUAUGUGGACGACCCUGACGCUGUCAUUGAUCGUUGUGCUGGUGCUGAGCCCAGAGAUGUGUUGGUGUGAGGACGUGGGCUCCACGGAGGCUGUAGAAAAGGAAGUGGAGGAGCAGCAGCAGGAGGAGACUUUCAGUGAUAUGUCCAGCGUCCUUGGAAAAUCCAGACAACAGAUCCUGGCGGCGCAGUUUGAGUGCUACUUGAAGAUAAUUGACGAUCCACCGUAUAAAGAAGAAGGUACGUAUUGUAAUCGCACAUGGGACGGCUGGCUGUGUUGGGGGGACACACCUCCAGGAACUGUCAUGCAAAUGUGUCCUGAAUACUUUCACGACUUUGACCCUGGAGAGAAGGUUACCAAAGUAUGUAAUCCUAAUGGACAGUGGUUCCACCAUCCAGAGAGCAACAGAGUCUGGACGAACUACACCCAGUGUCAGGUCUACACCAAAGAUAAACUCAAGUUUGCCAUCAGUCUCUACUACCUGGCCAUGGUGGGUCAUGGACUAUCUAUUGUCUCCCUGAUUGUCUGUCUGAUCAUCUUCUCCUAUUUCAAGAGCUUGAGCUGCCAGAGAAUCUCCCUCCACAAGAACAUGUUUCUCUCCUUCAUCCUGAAUUCCAUCGUUACUAUUAUGUGGCUCUCCCUCACUGCAGCCAAUAACCAGGCUUUAAUUGCCAGCAACUCUUUGAGCUGUAAGGUCUUAACUGUGCUAAACCAGUAUACAUCUGCGUCUACCUACUUCUGGAUGCUGUGUGAAGGCAUCUACCUCCACACGCUGAUCAUCGUAGCCGUCUUUGUUGGGGAGCAACAGUUAUUCUGGUAUUACAUCCUAGGAUGGGGUUUCCCCAUCAUUCCUGCCAUCACAUACGCUGUUGCACGAGGAUUGUAUUUUGAUGACAAGUGUUGGAUCAGCUCACACACUCAUCUGCUCUACAUCAUUCAUGGACCCAUUCAAGCUGCUCUGCUUGUGAACUUAUUCUUUCUGCUGAACAUCGUCCGAGUCCUGAUCACAAAGCUGAAGUUGACUCACUGUGCCGAGUCCACUGCCUACAUGAAAGCAGUGCGAGCCACGCUCAUCCUCAUCCCUCUGCUGGGAGUCCAGUUCAUCCUUUUCCCCUGGAGGCCAGAGGGACGCAUCAGCAGGGCCAUCUAUGAUUUCUUUGUCAACAUCUUCUGUCACUUCCAGGGCCUCCUGGUGGCGGUUAUAUUCUGCUUCUGUAACACUGAGGCCCAAGCAGCACUGCAGAGGAAGUGGGCUCAGUGGAAGGUCGCCUGGGGUAAAACGGGCUGGGGGAACAGGGCCAUCAGCUCCCACUUUAACUACCACACCAACUCCUCCAUCACCGAAUCCAGCCGUGCCACCGUCCACCUGGAGGUGCCUUCAGCUCCCGAUCAUCAAGCCAACGACCACUUGCCCGUAGUUCAGCAGAAAGUUAAUGGGCAGCAGACCAAAAGGAAGUCAUGCAGCAACAGCAACAGUGACGCCGAGGCACCCAACGGCCAAGAGGCCACACGUGUCUGACAUUAGACCCCACGGAGGUGACGGCUGUGGGGCCGCACACAAAUAUUGACAAUAUAUUCACUUACAAACACAAGUGGUAAGAGUGAAAAA